Molecule: messenger RNA, 15084 nt
Organism: Diabrotica virgifera virgifera (western corn rootworm)
Lineage: Eukaryota; Metazoa; Arthropoda; Insecta; Coleoptera; Chrysomelidae
Exons: 18
Coding region: 275-3826 (1183 amino acids)
Source: RefSeq, a predicted model, not a curated record
GACGGCGCGAGCGAGCCGCGACAUUUUACAUGGUUAUUGACUGACUGGUGCUGUUCUGUUGUAAAUAUUGUUUUUUUCGGUGUGUCGAAAACUGUGUGUGAUUUUAAGUGUAUGGUGCGUGUGUGUGACUGUGUACAAUGUUCAGAAAACCCGCAGGUUAAUGGAAACCUACGUGAACACAGUGAAAAAUCCGCCAUAGGUCGAAUAGCCUGUGGUAAAUGUGUAAGCUAUGUCGGCGGAGGGCCACCCUACAGGCGGCUGUAAUGUCUAAGCCAUGGAUGUCGAAGUGAAACAGAGAAAUAGGCGGAGAAAACGCGCCCAGCGUAUGCAGGCACAACGUGAGAUCAACAAAGCUGACCAUCUCGAUGGAGACAGCGGCGACGAAGAUGUCAUUCAGGCGAAGCCCCCCAGGCCCCCCAAUCGAAGAAAAAAAUCCAAAGAACCCCUCUGCGAAGAGGACAUCGUCGAAGGAUUCUCGAUACUCCAGUUCCGUAGCUACGAAGACUUAGAAUUGGUGUUGAAGAUUGCCGUCAAAGAAAAUAUUAAACGACUGACUGAAGUUGAAAGGCCUAAGAUCGAACCGAAGGCUAUUAUUACCAAUCAUAUUUUAGUUCAACACAACCACGGGUUGACGUUAACCCAUGACCCGGCUACUAGCGACGACAGUGGCAGGGCUUCAGAGCGUCUCACUGGAUCAUCGGUGGCUCCACGAGAUGCUGACAGCUCGAGGGACCGACUUAGCGAUGCAAGCAGUAGAUGUAGCUCAGGAAAAGGAUAUAUCUGUGAUAGCGAGGGUGAAGACGAUAAGGGUUCGGACGCCAGUUCGGUGAUAUUUGCGUCCACUCCGGCGUCGAGAAAGCACGAAUUCCCAGGCGCCCUGCCUCCAAGUCUACCCAGUCUGAGCCAUGGUACUAGCAGUUCGCCGGUACCGGCUCCGACGCCUCCGAAUCUUCCGGUGCCGUCGCCCGCUCCCGCACAGCAGCCGCCGCAGCACCCACUGCAAGCCAUUCCGUCGGCAUCGGUUUCAACGACUGCCAGCGUUGUAACGCCUUCGCCUACGCCGGCCGUCGCCAUCAAACCAAUCACGCAAGAAACUCUACCGCCGCCACCAACGACGUCGAUAGCCAGCGUCGUGCCGCAACCGCCUCCGGUAACAAUGCCUAGCGUUCCGAUGGCGGUAUCGAUGCCGCAACCGGCAGCUGCUCCGGUUGCUCAUCAUCCGCCAGCACUCGAUUCUUCAAGCAUUAUUCCUGGUGGACAUGCGAUGAGAACAGAGAGUCCAGCGGUUGCCACCUCUGCUAAUGUUGCCGUUGCCCCGUCUCCGAGUCAGUACCAUCAUCCCGCGUCGUAUCAGCACCAGCCAACUCCAUUGUACACUCCCUAUGCAACAACCGCCACAACAGCACCGCCGCCUCACACUGCUUCUCCAUACAUGUCGACUCCAACACCUAUGACAGCAACGGCAGUAGCGCCGACUGCCAUGAACGCAGCGACCGCACCUCCUGGGCCACCGCAGGCAGUACCGCCACAGGUGGCGGUCGUUCCGCCACAAGUGGCAGUCGCCAAAGUGACGUUGCCUCCACCUCACAUAGAGAGGGAAAAGAUGUUGCCGCCUUCACAGCAAAGAGGGCCUAGCCCCAUUAGAGAAAAUCGGGAGAGGGAAAGCUACAGUAAUGUCGGAAGCCUGAGUCGAACCAGCAUCGCGACGACAACGCUUAGCUGUCCCCCGCCCACCACCACAGUGUCUUCUAGUCUAGCACCAAGCAAUUUAAGCAAGCCAUGGACGGCGAGUGCCCCUUCCGUCGCCCCAACGGCAGUAUCAGCCGCUGUGCCUCCAACCCAACUAAGUCCAGCCCCUCCGAGACCAACGCCACCUUUGCAUUCCAGUUUUCCUGCUGCUCCGAUGUUCGCUACUCCAUUACCGCCUCCUGUGUCGAGAGCUAGUCCCAUGACGGUACCAUCGUCGAUGCCUCCCUCGAAUCCCAAUCCCUUUUCGGCCGAAAGUUUGUUCCAGCCCAAUAAGUAUCCAACAAAUCAAGCUGACAUGUUACGGCGGGAAUUGGACAGCAGAUUUUUAGCAUCUCAAGACCGAAGUUUAGGUGUGGCACCGCCGCCAUAUUUGAGGACGGAAAUGCAUCAACACCAACAUCAUCACACGCACGUACAUCAGCACACUACGUCAUUGCUACCCCCUCCAGCUGCUUCCAGUUUGUAUCCAUCGCAAUUGUCUCUAACACCGGUGGAGCCCCUAGCAAGACGACGAGAAAGUAGUUUUAAGGAUAUUCCGAAACUGGGAAGCGUGGAUUCUCCGUUCUAUCGACAGAACAUCGGUCUACCAGGAACAUAUCCAGGAUACACUCCGAGUCUGAUGCAUCCAGGAUUGACUACAGGUCCAACGCCUUUUGUGCCACCGAACCAUCUGCCUACGUUUCAACCUAAGUCGAUGAACCCUCAAGAUCCAACCAAGCCUAAAAUUGUGAAAACCGGCAAAUGGAACGCUAUGCAUGUACGUGUAGCGUGGGAGAUCUACCACCACCAGCAAAAGAGCGGAGAGGCCAAAGGUAGUCUAGCUUCGGCUACGGCCGCCGCCAAAUCUUCAGCGGAUAUGUUGAGGCCGCCGACGCAUCUAUUCUCGCCGAGCGUUCAUUCCAGACCGCCCCACGAGCUGUCACCGUUCCCGAUGUCUUUGUCUAGUCAUCGGCCGCCCGGGUUCGAUCAGCCACAUCAUCCAGGGUCGUUGUUUUCGUCCCCGGCUGGACAUUUGGGUAAGCCUUUCAUUAGUAAAUCACCCUUUACUGCCAGUUCAGCAAUGUCACCAUUCACCCGUUACGGUGCAGGCCCAUUGGGUGCCGCUUCAACAUCCCCAUUCACCAUGUCUCCCUUUACCAGGGAGAGUCAUCUAGGAUUAGGACCACUCCAUCACGAUCCCUGGCGUUCAUUACAGCGUACGAUACCAACUUUCCCACCGUCGGUGAAUCCCCUUCCUCCGACAUUGCCAGGUUUGGGUCCGGCUCCUCCAGCACCGUGGACCAUGAAGCCUGAUCCCAUCUUGGAACAAAGAGAAAGGGAAGCGAGGGAGAGAGAGGAAAGGGAGAGGGAAAGACUAAGGAGGGAAAGAGAAGAGAGGGAGAGGAGAGAAAGGGAAGAGAAGCAAAGAAGACUGGAACAACAGCAACAAGAACAGCGUGAAAGAGAACGAAAGGAGCGAGAAAAGAGAGAAAUGGAAAGGAGAGAACUAGAACGACAAAGAGAACGAGAAAGAGAGAGAUUAAUGCAAGAACAACGGCUUGCAGAGACCGCUAAGAUGCAAGCACCGUUAAUAAGAGACAGAUCUCCGUUAAGGAAUGGAGAUUUAUCAGAAAUCAGAGUCAAAGAAGAACCUAGAAUCAAAGAGGAGGAUAUAAUGGCUAGAUCGGACCCAAGUUUUGCUUACAGGUACAACCCGUUCCUGAGACACCCAGGAUCAUUACCUCCGCCGCCGCCUGGACCAGCAUCUAUACUGGAUCGCACGAGGAUGUUGCCCCACGCGUUGCCGCCUCAUCCUUAUCACACGCCGACGACUCACUGGGGCGCGCCCCAUGCAGAUCCGUUCUACAGAUAUACUUACAACCCUAUUGUGGACGCUAUGAGAGCACAAGAAGAAAGGGAGAGGGCGUCUUUCUUCGGAGCGUACGGAGCACCGCAUCAUCCCAGCCAGUUGAGGCCUAAGGAUCCAGCGCUGAUGCACUUGAGAACAGGACCCGGUCCUGGCCCACCGCCUCCUCAAAGUCACAAGAUGAGUGUAACGCCACCUACAGAUCUACACAAGAAAGAAGAACCACGAUAGCAUCGACAGACAGUGGUAAUGGCCGACGACCGCGACGAGGGAAUUUUAAAAUACGAAAUGUUGUAAAAGGAGAGGCACCAAAAAGAAGAGUAGAUGGUUCGAAAAAUCAAUGAAAAGCUAGUUGAACGUUCAGUUUCUUUUAAAAAAGAAAGUUUUGUAGAUUUUGAAACAACACCGCACACAUCUUAUGGAAAAUGUAAUGUCACUCAAAUACAAUUAAAUUUACCUGAAUAUAUUGGUCUCGAAGUUACAAUCAUUUCAGAUCAUUGCGCCAACUCUGAAUUUUUAUUAAUAACGGUGCAUAUUGAUAUAAAUAAAACAUAAAACUAAAAUCAAAUGGGUAUGAGUGAGAAAAGAAUGUGAAUCGGCAGUUCAUAAAUCUUUCUGAAAGUAUUAAGGUCUCUUAUCUUAUAGAUAAAUGACAAAGCACUUCUAGUGAUGCACCGCAAAAUAAAGGUCAACCUCACGCUCGGGUAACCUGUUUUCAAUAGCGACUAGACUAAUAGUAUUUGUAAAUAGGACAGUUUUAUGGACUUCAAAAUGUGAUUUCCAUAAACUUUAACUACAAUUUACGCGGAUAUUAAUCAAAAUUCAGAGUUGGCGCAAUGAUAUGAAAUUAUUGUAAUUUCUAAACGAAUCUAUUUAUGUAAAUUUUAUUGUAUUUGAGUGACAUUACAUCAACCAUAAGAUGUGUGUGGGGCCCUUUUGGCGAAUUUUGCCAUAAAAAAAUUAAUUUGGAGGCUUUUUAACUAGCUCCAAGAGUUGUACAGAAAGAUAUGCCGCUAUUAAUAUUGUUUCGCAACAAAUAGAUCAUUUUGAUUACUUAAAAAAAGUACAAUGAAUCAUACUAAGUUAUUUUUUGUUGUACUAUCCGUUGCAAGAUAAUUUGGAUAGUAAAUUUAAACUAAUUCAACUAAAUAUAUUAAAAUUUUCGUUCCAUCUACUUCCAUUUUCUUUUAUUUUUUUUUAUAACGAGUGGAUCAACAAAAUGAGCAUUUUUUUAUAUUUUAAUUGUGAUUUGAAAGUGUAUUUUAAGUGGGAGAUGAUGAUGUUCGAGUCUAUUAACUGUACGUUACUUAUCACAAUCUAUUUUGUAUGGAUUUUCAUACAAAGAACUUUAGUUUGUUGAUUAUUAUUUAAUAAACUACAUUUUAUUUAAAAUGUACUGUUUAACGAAUCAUGUAACGAUCACGCUCCUGCGCAGUAAACAAAAUAUGUUCCAACAAACAGAUGAUCGUUCAUCGCAUCGUCCUUCCAAUUGUUCCAACAAAAAUUGUGAUCGUCCAAUGACAGUGUUGCGACGAUCAUUUUAGUACUCUGAUACUAUAAAAAUUGUGUGUUGGAAGAAACCUAAUGUAACUGCGCCAUUUUGAACUCAGAUGUUUCUUAGGUAUGCCCAGGGUAGUAGUUCCCUUAAAGAAAAAAAGUGGGAAAAUGUUUAGGUUUCUAUUUAUUAACAAAUCACAUAUUGGAUGGACAGUCUGCAUCUUUUUUUGUCAGUAUAGAUAAAAAAUCCUGUUCUUAUAAUGCUAACUUGAUUAUCAAACAACUGCUAAGCCUUAGAUUGAAGCCUCAUACGCACCAAACUGCCUAAUUUAGAUACAAAAUUAGCCAAACUAAAUCUUCGAAUACCCAAAACACUUAAAUUAUUGCCAUCCAUAUGUCUAGUGUGUAAAGACAACCAGAAAAACCUGAUUACUGAUACUAGGAGUGUAAAAUAUAAGCUGAGGGCCCUGACAUCUGACGAGUUGAUGAAGAAUAUAUCUUCCUAUAGAAACUGUUAAAAAAACGGUAAUAUUAAAUGCGAAACACGGAGCUACGAUGAGAAGAAAAAAUUUGGUCCUCUAACCACUACAAGAAAGGUCCAAAGGUGUUGUAAUAUUUGAUCUUAUACAGUAUAACUCAUGAUCAAACAACGUAGAGAGCAAAUAUGAGAACAUCAAAUGUAUGUUAAUAUUCCGUUGGGGUGAGUUGACGGAAUUAAUUAAAAAUAAGUGUAACGACGAACAGUAAUAUAUUUAUUUAUUUUGGGUGAACAAGCGGCGUGUUUGCUUAUAUCUCGAAAGAGGGUUGAUUGUUAGCGAACCGAGGAUUUGUCUGCAUCGUUUGCGUGCUGUGUAGAGACUGGCCUCCGGACCACCACCUUUAUGUCAACUAGUUUUGCGGUUUUGAGAUAAUGACCAGAAAGGGCCAUACAUUCUGCAUCUCCUUUUAAGAACCUUUUUGUAUUUUAAGAAGUUGACAUAACGAGUGUGGCACUCUGGGCAUCGCAAUCUAUUAGUGUUUCCUUGAAUGAAACAUUAAUCACAAUCUGUUUAAAGGAUAACAUUUCGUUUCUCGAAAUCAACGGCAUAUGGUUUGUAUAUCACAUGUGGAUUUUAAAUGACCAAUGCCGUUUCAUUUUGAGAAAAGCUAUAAAAAAUUAAGAAAAUAAAAUUAGCAAAAAUAGUAAUUAUUAAAGCGUACCGCUAUAUUAGUAUUGAGAACAAUGAAGUAAGGAAAAAGCUGACACAAUUCAGAAAUACAAACACAGGUGGAUCCAGUGUAAUUGCGCAGAUGUUAGAGAACAAAAUGUUUCAGGUGAAAACUGGAAUGGACAAACUAUGAGGUUAAUAACAUUGUUAUUUGGUACGCGCCCAACAUUAUCUCUGAUAAACUGAAGAUUUGGUCUGGAUCACGUGUCAGUUGAAUCUUAAUGGUCUAAUAAUCUCCAAUUGGCUCAAGUCUAGUGUUCCUUGAGCAUUUGUGGUGUUAUUUUUGGCUUAUAAUAGUCCUAUGUCAUUUAAAUCGCACUGUACAGUAAAACCCAUUUAUCUGCAACCGCGAGCAAAAGACACGACAGGCGUUUGUUGAUGCGGUGUAAGUGACCUUGAGGGUUUCAGUUAAAUCUGUUCAGUUACACACAUUUCGGCAUACAGUGGCUACCAACAUUAAACACCUGGCUUCUUACGAUUUGUGUUACAGCCAAAUUCUUUAAAAUUCGUUGUCCUUUGAUCUGAUGGUAACUGAAAGCUUUCUGCCACACGGACCCUUCCGAAUCGACGUAACAGGAUGUUCCUCUUUUUUAAGGUUUAGUUUGUAACUAUGUCAAGUUAAAUGUCCAGUUUUGACAAUUCAAUCAAAAAGUUCCUCAAUUUUUAACUAAUGCCUGUAUCACUUCGAAGAUACUUUUAAGGCACUCGAAAUUUAAAAGAAAAACUGAUCUUUCUAGGGCUAGUCCAAUAAUUUGAGCAUGACCUAUAGUCUGCUCAUGUACUAUUAUUAUAGUCAACUUGUGCUUCUGAUACAUGCGUGUUUGGACAUAAAUAAGAUUUGUCAUUAUCUGUCAAAUGAUAAAAAUUUAGAAUACAAUAGUACAGUUAGUAUUUCUCAGCAUCAAGUCUCUCAAACAGUGUUUUAAUCAAACAAAAUAACUAAAAAAUUACAAAAUAUCAGCUUAGACGUAAAUUUUUUACAAAUUCAUAGUAGUUCUAUUGAACCUUGCAGGUAUAACCUCGAGUAAUUUUCAAAAAAUUUAAAUGUUAGCGACCACAUUUUUAGGAUUUUUUUUUAUUAUAUGAUCUCAUAUAGCAUAAUCAAAAGGGAUGUCUAAUAAAAUCCCAGAAGAUAUUUUUGCAAUGAUUUUAUAUAUGUGUGUGUAGAUUUAUGCAUAUAUAAACGGGUUGUAUGCAGAAUAUUUCAAAAAUUAACUUCGGUUGUCUUUAACACGAAUUUUCGGACCUCACCACGACAUUAACACAAACCAGUAUAGGAUCAGAACCAACAUCGAAUUAAAAGCACUACAAUGACACCCGAUAUUGUCCAACAAAUUAAAGGCGCGUUCCAAGUGACGUACUACCCUACUUCGUGCUGCCCUCGUCAUGCGCAUUAUAAAAAAUGUGUUCCAAGCGAACAUGAACGAUGAUUCGUAUCAUACACUGUGUUGUUCCAAGCGAUCCAUGUACCGUUUCGAAAUCGGUAACUGAACGGUCCUUUUGAUACAUGCCUUCAAGCAGAAACUAUUUGUACUGACUUGCGCAGUUUUGUUUUCAUUUUUACUGGUCACCGCUAUGAGAUCAGCUGAUGAUUCAAUAAUAGAAUAAUCCACAAUCCACGCUAUUAGUACCUGUGAAUCUUGAUUUUCGUUUAAAUAAUUGUAUUAAUUCUUUUUUUUUUCAAAUUAAUCUUAAAAAUAUGGAUAAUUUAUUAUUUUUUUUUUUCAUAGAAGACAGCGAUUUGUUUGAUAUCGAUUCUGAGAAAGAUGUUGAAGUUGAAGUGAUGUUGAAUGAACAUGUUAAAAAUGAUAAUUUCUAAUCAUCUAGCAAACUACUAUAGUGGUACUCGUACUGAAAAUGGCUCAGGCGCAACUCGAACUUGAAAUGGAACACAAAUACGUUCCAAGAGGGUUACGUACCAGUAAUCGGUUCGGGAUCGAAAGAAAACCGUUUAAGGGCGAUUCUGCGCAUUAAAACAGUCCAAUCGAUUUCGUGACGGUUAAAGGAAUCUUACAAAUGUAUCGUCUUGGAACGAACCUUAAAUCACAGCGACUACGAUGGGCAGGCCACGUGCACAGACUUCAUAACGAGAGACUUGUAAGACUGGUAUGGGAGGAGAUUCCUACAGGCAAAAUACCACUCGGACGUCCCAGAAUGCGAUGGAGAGGUAACAUCCAAGCAGAUCUCCGAAAAAUGAACAUCCCAUUUGACCCUGGGAUCAAGGUUGAUGGAAGACCGAACAAAUUGGAAGAAAGUUGUACAGGCAUCCAGGACCCACCCAGGGUUGUAGCGCUACGUGACGAUGAACUUCGGUUGUCAACUCAGAAAUAUCUAAUAACACAGAACCAUAAAUUUGAAAUUGUAUCCACCUUUAGCUACUUGGGAGUAACAAUAGGCAAAACCGAUAAAGAGAACAGAGGAUAUAAUUCUGAAAGGCAUGAAAACAUAUGGAAUGAAUAGAAAUCUGCUAAGAAGCAAGACUCUUAAGUAAGAGAACAAAGAUUAACCUAUAUAAGAACUUAAUAAGACCUGUUGUUACAUAUGGGAUGGAAACAACGACGAUUAACAAGAAAGGGGAAGAUAACUUUUUUAAAUUUGACAGAAAAAUAAUGAGAACGAUACUGGACCACAAUAUAAGAAGAGAUGGAGGAAUGAGAAGGAAAACAAAUGCCGAAAUUGAAGAAGAAAUAGUAAAGGGAGAAAAUAUAGUCAGAUACAUAAAAUCUCUUCGCUUAGAAUGGAUAGAACAUAUAAUUAUACAAAGACGCCCACACUCAGAUGUGUUAAGAAGGAUAAUUAAAUAGACACCCCUAUUAGUCCAAGAGGCAGCGCUGAAAAAUCUCUUUGAAUUUACUAAAGCUAGAUUUUUCACAGUUGAUUACUGUGGGUGUGUAGAGAAACAUACUGCGGUCGGUCAAGCGAAACGUAGAACAGGGGUUACCGAGAGGGUAUCAAAGUUGCUUUCCUACGAAGGUAAUUAAAUCCAUUUACUAAGGCUGAAAAUCAGUACACACACUCUAAAUUAAAUAUUAAUAAAAGUUAUUAUAGUCGGUCAGCUGUAUGACGGGACAGAGCCGGUCGGUCGGCCCCAACGAAUGUACAGGGUUAUUCACUAUAUUUUGACCCCUUUGUAAACUGCUUUAUUUACAGAAUUAGAAAAAAAUGUCAAAUACAAAAGUUAUUCGAUUUUUAAAUUAUGAUUUUUUGAGAUAUAUAUCGUACUAGUGACGUCAUCCAUUUGGGCGUGAAGAAGUAAUCCACCUCACCCAAGAAUAGGAUUUUGAAGGACAUGGCAUUAGCUACAAUCCCUAGAGAUUAAAGAUUAAUGAAUGAAUGGACCUCAGUUGUCAUAUUUUGGGUUGAAUGUAACGUUUACUGAUAGAAUUGUCACGACAUAACUGCAGAUACAAAAAUCAUGUGCUUAGACGGUUUUUGUAAGCAUUUUGAUGGCUGGACUCUUAAAGAUAUCUUAAAGAGGAUGUAGGAAUAACUCUGUGCAGGGCUGCAAGGACAAUGAACGAACACCAAGUUAAAAAACCACUAACAUAAUUUGCUCUCUUAUACGUUGCUUGCCAAUAUGGCAAACUAACUAUACUACAAUCACAAUAAAGAUACACUAGAAAUAAACGAAGACACGUUGAAUGUUAUGAGGAGCACUCCCGAAUCAUGAUUUACAAUGUAUAAACUUUGUAAAUCAUUUUUUGGGAUUUACAAUGUAUAUACAUUGUAAAUUAUGAUUUGGUAGUGCUCCUCGUAAUAUCCAACGUAUCUUGGUUUAUUUAUUUCUAGCGCAUCUUUAUUGUGGUUGUAGUAUAUGUAUAUGCUCAACUUAUAGUGAAAGGAAAGAUCGAGGGAUGGAGAGGACUAGGAAGAAAAGACUAUCGUGGCUCAGAAAUAUCCGACAAUGGACAGGGCUAAGUUUUGAACAGCUAAUAAGAACCGCUGAAGACAGAGAAGAGUUUGCAAUUGUAGUAGCCAACCUCCAUUGACGAGACGGCACUUUAAGAAGUAUAUGUAUUAACAUCUCUCAUAACUCUCUAAUAAAUACUUUCUGCUCUAAAAUAUGCUAUGUGCACAUGACGUUUCUCAAUGUCACAUCUCAAAACUUGUUUGUACUUAAGAAAUGAGCUAGUUUUGUUCCUUAUACAGAGUGGACCAAAGGAACUUCGGUUUCGACUUUCGAGCCGGUUAUGCUGAAAACCGAAUCGUUACCAAGACCGCUUAGGCCCAGCAACUGUUUUAAAACCGAUCUGAAACCGAUUGCACUCGCAACUAUUUUGUUAUUUCGGCAGCGAAAAGCACGGGGAUUCGUCCACGACGCGAUAGAAACUGGUUUCGAAAUAGUUUUCAACCAUUGUAAAACAGUUGCGUCGUGGAGUUGGACCUUAAAGACGUUGUCCAGGGGUAGUGAGAGAGUUUAAUAACAAUAUAAAUAACAUCUUAAUUUUAUAACUACCGCUGUAUUGCUUUUUAAAUUACGCUUUUUUUGAAAUAUUCUGUUUGCAACAAACCGUCGCUAUCCCUAUAAUGUAGAUAUGAUCUUGGAUGUCAAACGAAGAGUACCACUGUAGCUUUUUGAAAUGUAAACAUGUUAUUUUAUUUGUAAAAACCAAUUUUGGAAGAUUCUUAUUUUUAAUGUGAAAGCGUAAAAUGUAAAAAGAAUUUUUUGAUAUCAUGAGUAGCAAAGCUCACACAUUUUUGCGGUUUAUAGGAGGUGGAAAGUUAAUUUCAGGAUAAUAUUUUAGUUUAACUUAAUAUUUACCCAUCAAAUACGAAAAAUCUAUCAAACUGCCCACUAAACUCUGACAUCUUUCGUCGAAUGACUAUACAUCUACCAAAUUAACCUUAAAGAUCCAUUUUUGAAUAUAUUCACUCUUUUUUGUACCAAGUCUUUUUCUUCUAUUUCGAACAACUGUUUUUUUCUUCGCUUUUACGAUUUGCAGAUCUGUGUAUAUCCUGUUUUAUCUAUCACAAUUCUGUUAGUUUCGUAUUUAACAUUAUAUAUACCUAUAUAUAUAUAUAUAUAUCCGGGGUGUCAUAUCGGCUGACGCCGCAUCCCCACACCUAACCGCCAUCUAUUUCUAUCCUGGGCAUCUUCCUCUUCCAAAUCUCGGUGUUCCAUGGCCUUCCUUAUCGUGUCAUUCCAGGAUAGUCUUGGUCUUCCCCUUUUCUUCCUACCUGGGGGUUUCCAUUUCAGGAGUUUCUUUGGCCAUCGUUGGUCGUCCAUUCUAAGUAAGUGACCGAACCAUUUUAGGCUUCUUCUCUCGAGCCUGUCUACCGCUGUAUCGUGUGCAUUUAUAUAUACCUAAUUAUACCUAAUUAGGCACACGAUUAUAUAUACCUAAUUAUAUUUAUUACUGUUUCUCCUCAGGUGUCUUAGCCAUUCGGAUAUAACAAGCGAUUCUAGAACAAUGUAGCUGAUUAUACGUAGUAAUGAGGCAUUUACUCGGUACAAACGCUACACAAAAAUAUAAAAACUUGACUCUUAAAAGAGGCAUCUGGUACUGAGAAAGAAAAACACUGUUUCCACUUUUCCAGGCAUUUUUCUUGUUUUUUUUUUAAGUUUUGUUGUAUUAUCGUUCACAAACGUCUAUGUUUGGUGCAUUAGAAGAGUUGACUGCUGAGGUUAAGGUGAAUUUGUUGAUUCCUUACUUCUUAGUGCUCAUCCGCACUGUUCCUUCAUUUCUAUUUCCGGCACAAAUCCUUUGCUUUCCCACUUCAAGGUCAAUCUUUACUCCUUUUUGAUUUUGCAGGUCUUACUAUAAUUUUUUCAUAAUAUCGACAAUGACGAUUUUCCUUUUGAAUUCUUUGACUUGGGUUACAUUUUAACCAUUUUUUCGGAGUAUAUCGAUAUCUAAAACCAGUCUUUAAUAUUUUAAACUAUUUAAAAAUAAAAUCUUCCAACAAUUCUCGUGCUCUAGCUACUAGAAUGUAAAUAUUUUAUCAAAACAUUCGAUUAUGUUUAAAUAUUCCAAACAACAUACGUAAAACGCUUUUUAUCACAAAUGUACAGUACCUAUUGUUGUUUACAUUUCACAGAAGCCGUUAGAACUUUAACCUGUGAUUACCUUACAGAUUUUAAAUUUGAUAUCGUAAAAGCCGAGGCGCAGAAAUGUAAAAAUUGUAAUUUAUGUAAAGUUUACUUCUUUGAAACAAUAACACAUCAUGAUGUAUAUAAAGUCGAAUAUUAGAACACUUAACUUAAGCUUUAACUAGCGUUGAAAAUUUCAAGACGAGCCGGUAAGUAAUAUUAACAUCUGAUUUUAUCUUGUCUUUGUCUAUGUGUUUUAUUUGUAAUGGUUUUUAAUAUUUUUUUAAAUAGCUUAUCUUGGACAUCUUUUUUUGGUAAUAUGAUAUUGUUCAACAUAAAAAGUUACAGCCCAACAAUUGACAAAUAGAAAACAUUUGGCAAUACACUAAUUUGAUCAAAAUUUGAGUUCUUAUGGACUCCAUAGCACUUACUCUAUUGGAGUUCAACCUCGGCAUUAUAAAAUAGAGUCCUUUAACCCUUCAUUCACCAGUUAACGUCUCUCUUUACAGCCCAAUAUUCACCUCUAUGUUUAAUGCUGCUGCUAUUUUCGACGGCGCCACGUUGGGCGCCCAUAUAUUUUGUCUAACCUUUUCCGAAAUCUAUUUUUUUUUUUCACCAAUCGAUCCAUUUGCCUGCUGAUGGUAUAAAUUAUUUUAAUGAAUGUGGUGUUUUGUUUUCUCUUUAUUCAGUUCAAACUCACUUUUUUCAGUGUCGUUAAUUUCCUAAAUUUCUAUUUAUAAAUUUUGUGGAAUCUGCAACUAUCAUUUGUCAUAGAGCAUUGAUAUUUUCUGCUGUUGUUUUUUACCUAACACGGUGUGCUAUUAACACAUGCAGUGUUUAUUCAUCAUUGUACUCACUUUUUACAAUCGAAAGUAAAACAAAAUCAUUACUUGAAACUGUUUGACUUUUCAUCUGUAACGUUGGCACGUGUCAACCCGGUCGUGAGGCACGUGCCAACUCCAUAAUAUAUAUUCCGAAGAAAAGUUGUUUACCUAUGAUCAAUACUGCACUCUGUAGGAGCUUUUAUCAUGGAGCUAUGCUGGUAUACAAAUUCUACAAAUAUUAAUAUCAAUGGAUUGUUGUAUUCUGUAACUUUCUUCAUCAAGGAUUUAAUUAUUUGUAGGAUAAAUAAGAGAGACAGUAUAAUGUUUGAAAUACUAAAGGUAGAUAUUUAAGUUUAAAAGGAUAUUUCAAGAUUGUUCCUUAUUUAUUAACGUUUCUUCGUUGUUGCUUCUGUUAUUUUAGAUUUUCUUGAUUUGUACAUAAGAAUUAAUUGAUUUACGUAUACUGUGUUUGCAAUCAGAACGAACAAAAAUAAAAAUUAUAUGAUGUACAGGGUGUAACGGAACUUUCUCCCUAUCUUGGUAUCGUUAUAAACUCGGAAAUCAAUAUAUCAUUAAAAAUAUAAGCGAAUUCGCAAUAUAGACUAAAUUAUAACACUGUGUAUUUUAAAACUUGUGUAAAGAAUAUUUCAGUUUCCUGUACAUUAUUUUCCAAAAGAGAACAAUUUUAUUCAUUUCUAUUUUUUAAUAGUAUAUCUCACGUCUUAUUGGCUUGUCUUGUACAUUUUUGAUCAAUUGUGCGGUGAUGCAGUGGUGGUAACGACAAAUAUUUGAUUGUAUUAGACUUCGUCAUUCUGUUUAUGUAGGUGAAGUAUUAAAACUGCCUAAAAAGUUAUUGUAAAUAAUAUAAAAAGCUUAUGGACGUUUUUAAAUAUUAUUAACUGUAAAGAAGAAAUAUUGAACAGUUCGUUAUCUGCUAUUUUUUUUAAUUUAGGUUUUGUUUCUUUUUAUCCUAAUUUAUUUUGUAAAUAUUAUAAUUAUUUAAGUAAUUUAUUUAAGACUGAUGACUUAUCAUCUUUUCUUCUCUAAUAGUUAUAUCUUUUUGUAUUUAAUUCUUGUAUUUGUAGUCAAAGUGUUGAAAAUUUUGAAUUUUACUGGCUGUUAAAUAUUCCACCUGAAAAAAAUAUCCUUUUCUCAUGAAUACGUAGAAAUUUUCACCAUUUUGACACCGAUACAUGUAACAAUAGUUGAUUUCUUUUAAAUUAAUUUGUUAUUUGGUUUACUUUGGAAAAGUAUGCACCACAGUACAAAUACAUUUUUCAAUAUUUUAAUCUUUUCGUAGAAUUUUCAUUGUAAUGGUACUGUGGUACAUACAAAAGGUUGUGGAUUCUCUUCCCAUUUGUGACAUUGUAAGCUUUUAAAUAAAUAAGUCUUAAAGGCUAGUUUGUGAAUAACAGAAACCCGCAAGGUCUCGUAUUCGUGUACACAUUAAAUACAUAGAGGUUGUUUUAUAUUUUCCCAUAUAGGGCUAUCCAUUGCUGCUUAUUUGUUUCGAACACUUGAUCUUUGACCUAUAAAUAUAUAUGUACGUCAAAUGUCAUUGGUACAUCCCAAUUAUAUAUACCAAUGACGUAUGACGUAUGUCUGUUGUGUGUCAUAUGUCAAAUUUUCAAAACAAAUGAGCAGCGAUGAAUAGCCACGUUGUUCCACAGUAUCGUAGGUUGCGGUUGAUAGUUUAUGACGUAUUGUUAAAUGUGGGACACCUGCUAGUAGAAAAUAUGCACAAACUGGCCUGUAAAUCUCCUGUAGAUAAAUGCUUUUUAAAUAAAUUUCAACAUGUAGAUAAAUCACUGUGCUGUAUUCAAUGUUUGUUAGGAAACAAUUUUUUAUGUGUAUGAUUCUGAAAGAAUCGCGUGAUGUAAUAUAUAAUAAAUAUUAUUGUUUCUAUAAUAUUAGAAACAUUAGUCAUAA